AUGAACGGCUUCAGCACGGAGGAGGACAGCCGCGAAGGGCCCCCCGCCGCCCCCGCCGCCGCCCCGGGCUACGGCCAGAGCUGCUGCCUCAUCGAGGACGGCGAGCGCUGCGUCCGGCCGGCGGGCAACGCCUCCUUCAGCAAGAGGGUCCAGAAGAGCAUCUCGCAAAAGAAACUCAAGCUGGACAUCGACAAGAGCGUAAGGCACUUGUAUAUCUGCGAUUUCCACAAAAAUUUCAUUCAAAGUGUACGAAAUAAAAGGAAGAGGAAGACAAGUGACGAUGGAGGAGAUUCUCCUGAGCAUGACACUGACAUUCCUGAGGUUGAUCUGUUCCAGCUACAGGUGAACACUCUGCGACGUUAUAAACGACACUACAAAUUGCAGACCAGACCAGGCUUCAAUAAGGCCCAGUUAGCAGAAACUGUCAGUCGACAUUUCAGGAACAUACCUGUGAAUGAAAAAGAGACCCUUGCCUACUUCAUCUACAUGGUAAAGAGUAACAAGAGUAGACUGGACCAGAAGUCAGAAGGCGGCAAGCAGCUUGAAUGA
Pipistrellus nathusii (Nathusius's pipistrelle) is the source of this 549-nucleotide messenger RNA. The record is from the annotation of a GenBank genome assembly. Lineage: Eukaryota; Metazoa; Chordata; Mammalia; Chiroptera; Vespertilionidae.